CGUUGCCUUCGUGUGAUAAUGGCGUGGAUUAGGAAAACUUUCUGCAUGGUUGACUUUGUGUAACAUUUUUCUGUAACAGUAGACAAUGUUUAACACUUUUACAGCUGUGCUUUGAACCGAAUUAUCCCAUCGAAGUAUUAUAUGGGCUCUGAGAGUCAAGCCUUUGUGCUGCUUUUGUGUUUUAUUAACCAGUCUAGAAGUUGAGCUGAUUCACGGUGUUGCUGCGCUUCUUCAUUGUUUCGUGUGUGCUCUUCUCCGUGAAGGAUCAACCUGUGCAAGUUCACUAACGUAAGGCAGAGUUGGAUAAGGUCUGUUAGAGAGCUGUUGAUGGUGCACGAACAGGCCUGUGCUGAAGCUGAAUGAGUUGAGUUUGGUGUAACGUGAGUGUGAUCGUGUGUACAGACACUUUGUAACGGGUUUUCUGGCAUUUAGACACAUUUGAUACCAUUAUAUCCAUGACGUAAUGACAUACCAUUAAACCGUCACGUUAGCUCGUCCUUAUGGCGUGCCGCGUGCAUUUAAAAGUGCAAAGACUGUAAAAUAACGAGUACGUUCUGUGGUGGAGAAGUAUUUUAAAUCAAGGCAAAGAUAGAGAUGUAUCAGAUUGUUGUCUUGUUAAAAGGAAAAAGGAACAUUUUUGAGCAGGUACACCUGACUUUCAGCUAUUUAGUUGAGAACUGAAACUACUGCUCAUCUUCACUAUGAACCAAUCUGCAGAUUACAUUCACCAGCCACUUUAUUAGGUACAUCUUGCUAAUACUUGGUCAGUUUGGCAUUUGCAUUCAGAACUGCCUUAAUUCAUCAUGGCAUAGAUUCAAGGAGGUGUGGGAAAUAUUCUCAAGAGAUUUUGGUCCACGUUCACAUGAUAGCAUCACAGAGUUCUGAUGCAGAUUUGUUAGCUGCAGAUCUAGGAUGUAACUUUCCACAUCCCAAAGGUGCUCUGUUGGAUUGAGACCUGUUACUUUCGUCAUGCAGCUGGUGAUCCGUCGGUACCGUCCUGCAGACAAGGACACAGUGCUCACCCUCUUCAGUAAUUGCAUCUUGGAGCAUAUCCGUCCAUGUUUCUAUAACGCCAUGACCAGUCGCCUUUACCUCACCAUCACCCCGACUCUGUGUGUUGUUGGUUAUCUUCUUGGCUCUGUGUUUGGGGCUGUGCUGUUCCUAGCAGCUUGGGUAGGUCUCAUUUACUACUGCUGUCAUGAAGUAUAUGCCAGUGUCGUCAGGGUGAGACUUCGCACCGACAUGCAGGACAUCCCUGGGAAUUUCCUCAGCAGACCUGAUGACUGUUUCUGGGUGGCUGAGGCCAGAGUUGGAGCGAGAGCCCAGGUUGUUGGUAUGGUGGCUGUGGUAGCUAAACACAGUGGGACAGAAAAGUAUGGGGAAAUGUUCAGAAUGAUCAUUUCCCCACAGUAUAGACGGAUGGGCCUCGGCUUUAGGUUGACUCAGACCGCGGUUGACUUCUGUAAAGAACAGGGCUUCUCCAAGGUGGUGUUGCAGACUACCUCCACCCAAAUGGCAGCCGUGGUUCUGUACAGCAAAGUGGGGUUUAACCGUGUCCAGUCUAAUGUCAAAGGACUGGCAGCUCAUUGGAUCAUUUCACUGGCCAGGGUCACAAUUAUAAGGAUGGAAAAAUACUUGUAAAUCAAAAAUAACAGUCAUUAGCAAUGUGUUGUUUUCACGCUUUGCUCCUCUUUAACAGUGGUUUAAUAUUUGGCAAUGGUUAAACUUGACUGUAAUCAAAACGUUGUUCAGGUGUGAAUUGACUUAACUGAAAGUAAGGAGCAAGAUGUUGUUACUAAAACCUUCUGGUUUCCUCUUUAUAGAGUACUUUACAUAUUCUCUGACUACACCUUAAGCCCUAAAAAAAUUGUCUGUUACAACAUAAGCCCAAUUAGCAGCUCUAGUCCCGUGAACCAAGAUUCACUAACAGUUAAUCCUUACAUUGUGUACUUUUCAGUGAUGAUUAGAAUAAUUUAAUGUAAUGAGUUGUACUGACCACUUUCAGCUGUAUUCAUUUAAAAAAGAAAGGAAAAAAAAUGUUUCACAAUCUCUGUGUUCAUUCGUCAUCCUUGUUAUGUGAGAAGGAAGGUCUGAUGUACUUUCUACUACUAAUUCUACUAAUUGCCAAGAUUUGGAGAAACGUUUUAAAAUGUCAUAACUGAGAUACAGUACACACAACAUAUUGUAAGCACAUGAUACAAAGUAUGUAAAAAUGUUGUAUGUCGUAAUAAUAUUAAUAAUAAAAACAUUAACUUUUAAAAGGUAAAUGUAGAGAAUUUAUAUGCAUUAGAGUGGACUUAAAAUUCUGAUUAAACUAUUCGAUUGUUUUACACCUUUUUUCCUUGAUGUAAUCAGAAUAACUGAGAUAUUUGCUUAUGAAAUGAAGACAUGAUUAUUAAGACUGAUAAUGUUGAAAAUUAAAUCACAAAUCUAAAUUCAGUAUGUUGUGCCCCAGCCUGUACUGUAGAUGUGAACGUGAACAGCAGAGGGCACUAUUGAUCUAAGUAAAACUGAAGCUCUUUUGAUGAAAAUCAGUAUUUUCUGAUAUUGUACUGUAUUUACUUCUUUUUAUACCAGAAAGUAGGAGUUUAAAAUAUGUGUGCACCAACAACACUGCUGGGAAGUAAAUACAGUACAUUUUCUAAUAUGCUUUGUGAACUCAAGUUUUACAUCUAGAAUAUGUUGUGAUAGACUGUGACGCAGAAUAUGAAACCAUAACAGAUGACCUAGUGCACAACUUUUCAUGGGUAAUGGUAGUAGUUUGAAACUCACUGACUGCUGUAGAUGGUGUUCAUUAAAACUUCCAACAUUUUAAAAUUCUA
Molecule: messenger RNA, 2822 nt
Organism: Oreochromis niloticus (Nile tilapia)
Lineage: Eukaryota; Metazoa; Chordata; Actinopteri; Cichliformes; Cichlidae
Product: N-acetyltransferase 8
Exons: 3
Coding region: 970-1641 (223 amino acids)
Molecular function (GO): N-acetyltransferase activity
Source: RefSeq, a predicted model, not a curated record